Messenger RNA from Candoia aspera, 921 nucleotides. RefSeq names its product calcyphosine like (gene CAPSL). Lineage: Eukaryota; Metazoa; Chordata; Lepidosauria; Squamata; Candoiidae. The coding region runs from base 159 to 785 and encodes 208 amino acids. Gene Ontology annotation, molecular function: calcium ion binding. The record is from RefSeq and is a predicted model, not a curated record. The transcript has 5 exons.
UCCCAGCAGCCCAAUCAAGGCAGGAGGGUGCAGGCCAGAAGAAGGGAGGAAACCCAAGGAAAAGAUAGGCCUGCUUUCCCCCAACUUUACAAGAAAGCGUCCAUAGUUUCAGGUGGAAGCAACAGGUACCAGAUUCAAGAUGGCGGGCACAGCACGACAUGAUAGGGAAAUGGCAAUCCAGGCUAAGAAAAACCUUGCCAAAACCACCGAUCCAAUUGAGAGGCUGCGCCUUCAGUGCCUGGCGAGAGGCUCAGCAGGCAUCAAAGGCCUGGGCAGUCACCCUUCUUUUCUUCAGGGUUUUCCACAUCAUGGAUGACAACAAUAGCAGGACCCUUGACUUCAAAGAGUUCUUGAAAGGGCUCCAGGAUUAUGCUGUGCUGAUCGAAAGAGAAGAAGCUGAAAGGCUUUUCAAAAUCUUUGAUAAAGAUGGGAAUGGAACAAUUGACUUUGAUGAAUUUCUCCUAACAUUAAGACCUCCUAUGUCUAAUGCAAGGAAAGAAGUCAUCAUGCAAGCUUUUCGAAAGCUAGAUAAGACAGGGGAUGGUGUCAUCACCAUUGAAGAUUUGCGAGGAGUCUACAAUGUAAAACAUCACCCCAAGUACCAAAAUGGAGAAUGGACUGAAGACCAAGUUUUUAGGACUUUCCUGGACAACUUUGAUUCACCAUAUGAUAAAGAUGGACAGGUCACAACAGAUGAAUUCAUGAACUAUUAUGCUGGUGUCAGCGCUUCAAUAGAUACUGAUGUCUAUUUCAUUGUGAUGAUGAAAAAUGCUUGGAAAAUCUGAUAGCGUAAAAUGACUCUGUUGUUCUUCUGUUUUAAACAUCUCCUCCAUCCAACAUGCUGGACAGCGGUUAUACUCUUUGGAAUGACCGUUGGCAGCUUUUACUGACAGAAAUUAAAAUGUCUUAUUGUUACUGUUA